Messenger RNA from Schistosoma curassoni, 673 nucleotides. Lineage: Eukaryota; Metazoa; Platyhelminthes; Trematoda; Strigeidida; Schistosomatidae. The record is from the annotation of a GenBank genome assembly.
ACAUAAUUGGGUAUUUCUUAUAAUAAAUAGUGUUAUGUAAUCUAAGUGAAUAUGUGAUUAUUGUAAUUUGAUUAUUGUAAUUAACAUCCAUUAUCAAGAUGGACAUCAUUUACAGUUGGUGUAUUAUCUGGUGUUUAUUAAAUCUCAUUUUAAAUGGGAAAAUUGGUCAAGCGCAAGAAGACAGUUCCACAGAAGAUCCUAUUACUGAUCCUCCCACUUUCGAUAAUACAACAAUGACCAGUACAACAAGUGAUUUCACCAAUAAACCAGAAGAGGAAAACUCUACCACAGAUGACACUAAUUAUACUACAAUCCCCAGUUAUUCUAGUACUGACAUAAUCACAAACGAUGCUACAAAUUUAAAAUGUCAACGAAUAUUCUACAUGAUAAUUGGAUUGAUCAGUCUAAUGGCAAUCAAUUAACGAAAAAAAGCAUUCAUUCUCUGUAAUCAAUGUAUAACCAGUUUCAUGUAUUUCAUAAAACAAUUCAUUAAACUAUUAACCGUAAACUGUUAGUAACAGUAAUUGAAUAGUUACCUUUCUUCCCUUUUCUUGUAAUAUGAACAAUUUAUUGAUUUCAAUCAGAGUAAUUCGUUACCAAAUUUGAAUGAUGAUGUAUAUUGAAAAAAAAUUUUUUUUCAAAAUUAUAAUAAAUAUCAUACAAUAAAAAUGAA